GAGAAAGCCACGUUCCCUAUGUGUGGCAAACAACUGAACCAGCGCCAACUGCUGCUCCAGCUGCAGCAGCUGCUGCUGCUGCUAGUCCUAGGCAGCCAUUGCAUUUGGGGCCAUGUUGUUGGCUGCGCGACUGAGGCAGCGGCGGAUGCGAUGGACGUGAGCAAAUCGCCGUGCGAGAAUUUCCAUGAGCACGCCUGCGGCAACUGGCACGCCCCCUAUGGACUGCGUGCUCUGGGCGCACAUGAUAUGCGGUCGAAGCUGCGCGCGCUGAACAAGCAGCUGCUUGUGCGGCACCUUGAGGCCAGUGGUGGGGAUCAGGAUCAGUUGCACACGUUCUAUGACAGCUGUAUGAGCGGCCGGCAGUCGCUGCACGUCUAUAUGGAUGCAGUGCAGCAGCUUGUGCCGGAUUGGCCGCUGCUCAACAAUGCGACGCGCUUCGAUUGGUCACGCGGCGGCGCUGCAGUGCGUCGUUUUGGCGCCCAGGGCUUGUGGCGUCUGCUCGUGCAGCCAAAUUGGCAGGCGGCAGAGCAGCUCAUAUUCUAUCUGCUGCCGCCCAGCUUCGAGCUGUUGGGUAGCAGCGAGCAGAGCGAAUUUCUCUACCAGCGCUAUCUCAAGUAUCUGCUGCUCGAACUGAGACUGCGCGUCCGACGCGCUGCCACGCUGGCCGAGCAGCUGGUGAGCUUUGAGCGGCAGCUGCGCGAACUGACGCCGCCGCCGCUGGAUGAAGCCCAGACGCUGGUGCUGCACGAGCCGCAAACGUUGCAGCAGCUGGCGUCGCAGCUGCCGCAGCUACAGCUGCUCGACUACUUCCGGCUGCUGCUGGGCGAACGCUAUACGCCGCAGCUGCUGCUGGUGGCGGACACGGGCUACUUGCAACGCCUGCAACGCGUGCUGCACGCCGCCGACCCGCUCGUCCAGUCCAGCUGGCUGCUGCUGCAGCUGCCGGCGCACUUUGAGCUCCAUCUGCACGAGGACACCACGUUGGCUGCGCAGCGUGAGCAUUGCCUGCAGCAGUUGAAUCAGUUGCUGCCGCGUCAGCUGUCGCAGCUGCAGCAGCGUCUGUUGCAUGGCAGCGAUGCUGCGGCGUCUGCCUUUCGCAGUCGCACGCAGCGCCAGCUGCAGCUGCUGUUCGACUCGCUGAAGGCUCAGUUCGAGGUUUUGCUGAAUGCCACGCCGAUUUUCGAACAGGACGCCGCCACACAAACUCUGGCCCUGCAAAAGCUGCGCGCAAUGCGGCUGCUGCUGCCGCCGCCGCCGUCGCCACAACAGUUGGAGCAGCGAGAAGAAGGGAAGGCGCAACGUGAGCUUCAAUCUACGAGCUUCAGCUACGAUACGAAUCUGUUGCACUUGUCGCAGGCGGAGUCGGAUGCGCAGUUUCAGCUGGCGCUGGGCUGCUUGCAGUUGCCCUGCGAGUCAUCUGCUGCAUGGGCGGGCCACGCCCUCGGUCCACUGGAUGUGAACGUGUACUACAGGCUGAAGCUAAAUGCUAUUGAGCUGCCGCUGGGUCUGCUGCGUUCGCCCCUCCUGCCCAGCAGUAGCAGUAGCAGCUGCGAGGCAAAUGUUGCUCGAGAGGAUGCCAGGCAGACGGCGACGGAUGCGGAUGCGGAAUCGCAGGCCCGCCUGCUGGGCGGCCUGGGCUAUAUGCUCGGCCACGAGCUAAUCCAUGGAUUCGACUAUGAUGGCAUCAAUUAUGAUGCAGCCGGACGUGUGGCCGGCGGCCAGUGGCCAGCGCGCGCCAUCAUUCGCUUUGGCCUGCGUGCCGGCUGCUAUUUGGGAGCACGCUACAGCAAUGCGACGUUGACCAUCAAUGAGAAUAUUGCGGACAGCGAGGGAUUGCGCUUGGCCUACGAGGCGUAUCGGCACCAGCAGCCGGCCAAUGCCUCAAUGCGUCAGUUCUUUGUGGCCUUUGCGCAAAACUGGUGUGGACAGGCGGUGGCGCCCUCUAGCGGCGCACAGCAGCAUGCCUCGCAUCGGGAGCGUGUCAACAAUGUGCUGGGCAACUUCCCGGAAUUUGCUGAGGCCUUUGAGUGCAAGGUGGGCAGCCUAAUGCAUCCGCCGGACAAGUGUCGCAUUUGGUAAACAGCGGCGCAGCAGGGGCUGGGGCUGGGGCAGCGACAGGGUCGGGGACAGGGACAAAGCUGAGGUAACGUCAAUGGGAUGUUUUUCAAAUCUGAGUAAAGCAAUGACAUUGAAAU
Messenger RNA from Drosophila novamexicana, 2195 nucleotides. RefSeq names its product neprilysin-1. The transcript has a single exon. Gene Ontology annotation, molecular function: metalloendopeptidase activity. Gene Ontology annotation, cellular component: plasma membrane. The coding region runs from base 19 to 2079 and encodes 686 amino acids. Gene Ontology annotation, biological process: protein processing. NCBI's taxonomy places the organism in Eukaryota, Metazoa, Arthropoda, Insecta, Diptera, Drosophilidae. The record is from RefSeq and is a predicted model, not a curated record.